CGGCGCGGUGCUUUGAUGUGCUUUGAUGUUAGUUUGUGUCGAGUUGUUUUCAAACAAAGUGGCUACAAUGUGUCAACAAGGCGUCACGGUCCUGGACGUAGAGAGGGUGAAGACUCUGGAGACGUGGCUGAAGACCAACAACAUUAAUCUGACUCAAGUUAACGGCCAGAGGAAGUACGGAGGACCGCCUGCAGAAUGGCUGGGGCCCCCCCCAGGGGCCCGCUGCGAGGUCUUCAUCAGCCGGGUGCCCCGGGACGCCUACGAGGACGUGCUGCUGCCCCUCUUCAGCUCGGUGGGUCCUCUGUGGGAGUUCAGGCUGAUGAUGAACUUCAGCGGUCAGAACCGCGGCUUCGCCUACGCCAAGUACGGCUCGGCGGGCGUGGCCUACGAGGCCGUCAGGCUCCUCAACGGGUACGUCCUGCAGCCCGGCGCCACCCUCAGCGUCCGCCGCAGCACCGAGAAGAGACACCUGGGGAUAGGAGGACUUCCUGUCUCCGUCAGACAGGAGGACCUGCUGCAGGUUCUGCGUUCCCUGUCAGAGGGAGUAGAGAGAGUUUCUCUGAAAACUGGCUUUGGGAUAGACGGAGUCUGUGCUCUGGUCACCUUCUCGUCUCACCACGCUGCUUCUAUGGCCAAGAAGAUGCUGGCUGAAGCGUUCAAGAAGCGUUUCUCUCUGGACAUCUCCAUCUGCUGGCAGACUCCAGAGAAGCCCAGUCCAGAGGAGAGACACCAGAGGGUCUCUAGGACCCUGCUGCCCUCCCCCACCAAACCCCGCCGCCCCCUCCCCCCCCCAAAGACCCCCAACCAGCCCCCCCGCCUGGCCCCCGACCCCCCCUCCACCCCCCCGGGCUUCUGCAGGGCGGUGGGAGGACGUCCUGCAGACCUCCACCUUCCUCCUGCUGCUCCUCCCAGCUCCCCCCGGUCCCCCCGGGGGUCCCCGGCCCCGGGCCCCUGCCCCGUCCUGCUGCUCCACAGCCUGUGUGAGGUGAACGGGGUGGGCCCCCCCCUCUAUGAGAUGUUCUACAGCCACACGGGGCCCGACGGCUUCCUCUGCUUCUCCUACACCGUGGGCAUCCCCGGGGUCCCCAGGGCCUUCGGGGGCCUGGUGGGGGUCCUCCCCGGGCCCUCGCCCUGCUCCACCAUGGAGGAGGCCAAGAGGGCCGCAGCCCAGGAGGUCCUCAGGGGCCUCUAUGAGAGUUAGAUGCUCCUCAGGGGCCCCUAUGAGAGUUAGAUGCUCCUCAGGGGCCCCUAUGAGAGUUAGAUGCUCCUCAGGGGCCCCUAUGAGAGUUAGAUGCUCCUCAGGGGCCCCUAUGAGAGUUAGAUGCUCCUCAGGGGCCCCUAUGAGAGUUAAUGGUCCCUGUAAACCUGCUGCUGCUGCAGGAAAUGAUGUUAUAUAUUGUUAUUAUGUUGUUAUAUCUUAAAAAAAGAAAGAAAUAUGGUUCAUGUUACAUGUAGUUUGUUGCUUUCUGCAUGCUUUUAUUAGACUUGUUUACAUUUCCAUGGUUUGUUUGUUUGUUUGUUUGCAUGCUUUUUAUUGUGUGUUACUGUUUUAUUGGUUCCUCAUUUUAAUUAAAUGAGAUUUUGAAAACUAAA
Molecule: messenger RNA, 1593 nt
Organism: Centropristis striata (black sea bass)
Lineage: Eukaryota; Metazoa; Chordata; Actinopteri; Perciformes; Serranidae
Gene: dnd1
Product: DND microRNA-mediated repression inhibitor 1
Exons: 5
Coding region: 26-1201 (391 amino acids)
Biological process (GO): mRNA stabilization; negative regulation of miRNA-mediated gene silencing
Cellular component (GO): nucleus; cytoplasm
Molecular function (GO): mRNA binding
Source: RefSeq, a predicted model, not a curated record